Molecule: messenger RNA, 1179 nt
Organism: Caenorhabditis sp. 36 PRJEB53466
Lineage: Eukaryota; Metazoa; Nematoda; Chromadorea; Rhabditida; Rhabditidae
Source: the annotation of a GenBank genome assembly
AUGGUGUCCUCCUUCCUCGUCCUUCUCGUUUCGCUGUUAAGCACCGGCAGCACGUACCGUCUGAGCGCCGAGCAGAAUCUGGAACUGCAGGAGACGUGCGGACGCAUGCGAGGCUCGUUCACUUCUGGAGAAAUAGACGUUUCUCGCAAGUUCGUCGAGGGAAAUCGCGCCAGUACGCUCGAAUUCCCGUGGGCGGCGUCGGUGAACGUGGAGGGCAUUCUGACGGCUUCUGUGAUCUCGCCACGUCACAUUCUGCUCUUCAACAUCAUCGAAAUGGAUCCUUCCAACGGAACUUUAAGCAUCUUCGACGAUAUCGCGCUCACGCAGAAGGCCGAGUGCGACGUGAACGAUCUGCUUCUUCCGGAAGAGGUCAACAAGUACAUUGAGGUGGAUUUCGUCGCCAAGCAGAGUGCCGUCGCUUCCCCGCAAGUCGCCAAAGUGAUCGUGCUCGACGGAUGCGUCAAGAUCGACACGUUCAAACCGAUGAUCUUGGAGCUCGCCGAGGAUUUGCAGUUCGACGAGAACCAUCGUGCCAUUUGCCUGUCGGAUUCUGAAGACAACUGGAACACGACGGAAGAAUUCAGCGUAUUCGGGUUGGGUCCACGUGGCAAGAGUCUGUCGACGGCCAAAUUUGCUCCGAAAGAGUGCAGUCGCAAGGAUUCCCUCGAGAGUUACGUCGAAUGCGCGAAGCCGUUGAAUGAGAGCCAGGGACUGUGCGCGGUGAGUUUCCAAAGGUUUACCUGAAAAAUCGGAAAGGUUUAGGGAGACUUUGGAGGCGGCGCCGUCGCCGAAAUCAACGAAAGAGACGUUUUGCUGGGAGUGUACGCCGAGGGAAAUGUGCAGUGCAAAACGGAUCCGCGCAAGCACCGAGAGCCCGAGUUCAUCAACAUCGGACAUUUCAAAGACUCGAUCUGCAGACAAACCGGCAUUUGUGUCGAUGUGCAGGCAUUCAGUACGACGACGACGACGACGACGGUGGAAAGUUCGAAGAAAUUUACUGAGGAAGGAUCGGGAGAUUCGGAAGAGACGGACAGUUUUGAUAGUGAGGAAUCGAUCACCGCCGAGACGUACGAACGGAUGAAGAUCAAGGAAUCGAGCGGGUCUUCUGCGGAAGACUUCUCGGCACACGUCAAGAACAUUCACAUUCAUAUUCGGCUCGAUGACGAGCAAGAUGUUUAA